UUGCGACAGCGGCGGCGCUUGGCGGCGGUCGGCGGGGCCGGUGGCGGCGGGGCGGCCAUGCUGCUCACCGUGUUCUGCCUGCGCCGCGACCGCAGCGAGCUCACCUUCUCCCUCCAGGUUGACGCCGACUUCGAGCUGCAGAACUUCCGCGCGCUCUGCGAGCUCGAGUCCGGCAUCCCGGCCGCCGAGAGCCAGAUUGUCUAUGCAGAGCGGCCUCUGACCGACAACAACCGAUCCUUGGCUUCCUAUGGCCUGAAGGAUGGCGACGUGGUGAUUCUGCGGCAGAAAGAGGCUGUAGAGCCGCGGCCCUCUAUCCGCUUCCCAGGUCUGCCAAGGAUAGACUUCAGCAGCAUCGCUGUUCCGGGGACAUCCACGCAGCAGCACCAACCACCAGCGCAGCGUCUUCGCCCCUCGCCUCCCGAUGCGCCUUCCUUCCCGCAGGGUCUGGACAAUCCGGCACUGCUCCGGGAGAUGCUGCUGGCGAAUCCCCACGAGCUGUCCCUGCUGAAGGAGCGCAAUCCACCCUUGGCAGAGGCAUUGCUCAGUGGAGACCUUGAGAAAUUCACCAGGGUUUUGUUGGAGCAGCAGCAGGACAGAGCCCGGCGGGAGCAAGAGCGGAUCCGACUCUAUUCAGCUGAUCCUUUUGAUCUUGAGGCACAGGCCAAGAUAGAAGAAGACAUAAGGCAACAAAACAUUGAAGAAAAUAUGACGAUAGCGAUGGAAGAGGCUCCUGAGAGUUUUGGCCAGGUGGUGAUGCUGUAUAUUAACUGCAAAGUCAACGGACACCCAGUGAAAGCCUUUGUUGACUCAGGUGCCCAGAUGACCAUCAUGAGCCAAGCUUGUGCUGAGAGGUGCAACAUAAUGAGGCUGGUGGAUCGGCGAUGGGCUGGCAUCGCGAAAGGCGUAGGGACACAGAAAAUCAUUGGCCGAGUGCACUUAGCUCAGGUCCAGAUUGAAGGGGAUUUCCUGGCAUGCUCCUUCUCCAUCCUUGAAGAGCAGCCCAUGGACAUGCUUCUAGGACUGGAUAUGCUGAAGAGGCAUCAGUGCUCGAUUGAUCUCAAGAAGAACGUACUCGUGAUUGGCACCACCGGCUCCCAGACCACGUUCCUCCCAGAGGGCGAACUCCCAGAGUGUGCCCGGCUGGCGUAUGGGGCUGGGCGGGAAGAUGUGCGGCCAGAGGAGAUUGCAGACCAGGAACUAGCAGAAGCAAUACAGAAAUCUGUAGAGGAAGCAGAGAAUAGUGACAAAGAAACUACCUCACUGGAAAUGCCCUCAUUACCAGCUUCUGAUGGGUUUCAAGAUCCAGUCCAGUCUUCAGGACUAAAUUCCAAGAUCUGUAAUCCCACAAAUCAAUUACUUGAUCGUUCUGUCUCUGCCCCUGCUUCAGUUUGCUCAUCGGAAUCUAGCCUCGCAGAGCCCAUUGAUCCUAGAGCCGUCAAUUCUUUGGAGUCUCCAACUGAAUACCAGAUAAGCCCAGAAAAAGAACAUCCUCUCUUAUCACAGCAUCUUUCCGAUAACGCUUCCUUGGCAGAUAACGAUCCUUCUCCCCGGACAGGGGAGAUGCCCUGUUGCAAUCCAGCUUGCCUUUCACAGAAGACACUCAAAGAAACAUUUAUUGCUGACAGUCUAAAGGAAUGUAAUAUUAAAGAACAAGACUAUGGUCAGAAACAUCCUUUGGAAGUGACAAAAGAAAACAGUUUUGCAGACACUGAUGCUAAGCACGGGCAAAAUACAGAUAUACAUCUGUCUUCAGAGCAGGAGCAGAAAUGUGAACUUGCCAUAGACCCUCAGACAUGCAAAGAACCUGAGAAGGAACAUCUGGAGAAGCAGAGUGAGAAAACUGACCCACGACCUCCUUGCCACGUUGGUGGGGCUGAGAAACCUGUUGUGGAAGAAGCCAGCCAGCCAGAAAAUUCUCCUACAGAAACAAGAGGAGAUGGACUGGAGAAGGCAGGUCUUUCCUGUGUGAAAGGGGGUAUCCAAAUGUCAGCUUCCUGUAGCCUUAUUCAUACAGAAGCCUUCAUGGAAGUAGAUGUAGUCGAGCAGUCUGCAGCUGAAGCGCACAGCUCGGUGAGUGAGCAGGAGCCACAGGGUGAGGGCAGAAGUGCAUCUGACCUGAACUCGGACACCUUUUCUAUGGAGGUGGAGUCACUGAAGUCUGCAUCCUCCUUGAGCGAUCCGCUUACCACCAGCGAUGUCCCGCAGUCUAACAGCAGUAGGGAAACUCCAGCGAAGUAUGAGUUGUCUGAUUUGGCGGCUGAAGACAGCUCUUCCUUCUCCAGCAUCCAUCAGCUGGACAUGGGUGCAGGAAGGCCUUCAGAAGAGCCAUGUUUCUCUCUAGCAUCAGCCUUGAAAGAGCUGCACAAACUCUUGGUUAUCAGUCAGAAAGGAGAAUGUAAAAUCCAUGCAUUGGAAGAAGUCUCUCAGCUGGAAAUGGUUCGCAGAGAGCCAGCGGUGCAGCCAGAGGGGCUUUCUGACAGUGAGCAGAAGGGCUCAGAUCCAGUCAGUCAGGAGCAGAGUUGUUCCUCCUGUGAGGUGAGGUCUGAAGGUGGAAGAGAAGAGGGGAAACAGCUUUGUGAUUCCAGCGUAGGAAACGUCAGCACCGAGGCUAUCAGUCACAUGCAGUCAGCUCUCGGAGAGGGUGCUUUAGAGAUUCAGGAGUUUCCAGGUAAGAGCGAUGCGGUGGCGGCGAGUUCUGCAGCGACAUCUGACCAGCAGCAGAGCUCUGAACAAGCAAAGGUUGUCGCAGAAGGUUGUCAGAGUCCUCCUAGUCUGACUUCAGAGCAGAACACAUCUGUUUCCUCAAAACCUGCUUUGGAUGAAGGAGCUCCUCAAGAUCCUCGGAGCCUGCUCACAGGAGCACCCAGGAGAAGCAGCAAUCCUGCUCCAGAAGGUCCGUGGCCAUUGGGUGGGUGCGAGGACCCGCUGCCAAGCCCACCAACUCGGGGGGCUGGACCAUCCUCAGGUGCUGCUCCACCACCUGCUUUCCCUGCGGCUGACGUUGAUCGCAUCCUCAGCGCUGGUUUUUCCACCCAGGAAGCUCUUGAGGCUUUGGAACAAGUGGAUGGAAACGCAGAUCUUGCUCUUCUCAUUUUGCUAGCCAAGAGUAUCGUUGUUCCUACGUACCUGCAGAAGAGGUAGCUGACCGGGGUGUCUUUGCUUUGAAAGGAUGUGUCUAAGUUAUGCAUCAUCACAUACGAGCAGAACAUUGAGCCAGAUUUUUUAAUUAUUUGCAGCCAAAGUAAUUUGUCUCUUCUGUUUCACUCGUUAGAUUUGGCAUUUUAAAAGAAAGGAAGCAUCCUAGCAGUGUGUGGACAGGGUAGCUUUUGAUUACGCAUAUUGGAUUGAAAUUGGUGUUUCUGUUUAAAUGUAUGAUUUUAGAAUAAGCUCCGAUAUUAGGAAUAAAAAGCAGAAGCUGUUAAGAGCCCCACCCUGUCCAGCACGAAGCAGAUUGUGAAUUGCCCGUGCCCACAGCUGCCCAGGACAGAGGUACACGCUGAGCUCUGUGUGCGACGCGAAACAGCGCUUCUCCGGAUGGACUUGGUGGAUUUGUUGUAGCUCUCCUGUGCUUUGUAACCCAGUGCCCGUCUCUGGUGCUGCUCAAACUGUUAUGGCAGCUACAGAAGGUACGUAGGUGCCCCCGGACGUGUGACGCUCCGCAAGAGGAGCGAGGGGUGGAGGGGGUUCGGAAGCGUGCGGUUUUGUGCGUGCGCGGGGAAGGCUGAGGCCUGGUUUUGCCAAACCCUAUUAUGCUCUUGGGCCAGCGUGUUCAAGUUUACAACGCGGGGAUAGAAGAAGGGAAGGGACAGAAAUUUGGUGCUACCAAAACUUCAGAGACGUUUUAACUUAUGUGAAAGUGUGCUGGUAUUGACUGGGAGGGGAGGGGGGAAGGAAUAGUUUACAUUUUUUCUCCCUUGCCCGCAUCUUUUCCCCCGUACAAAUGAACAAACUCAACCACUUUAAGGCAAAACCUUAAUGAUGAAAUUGUUUAACAAACCAACCAUAUGUUGUGGCUCUGAACACCCCUCUGCCUGGGGAAGAGUGGCCUUUGUCAGUGGAUCCGUUCCCUGUGCAGUGAGCAGGGCAAUGAUCGGAAGGAAAAGACCUGCUUUGCAUGAGUUUGUCUGGAUAUCUGGGGUGUCAGCCCCUUGGCUGUGGGAAUGCAAACUGCCGAGAGCCCCUGGGGGCUGGUGGGGUACUAAUUCAAUACCUCUUAACAAGUGAGGGCUCCCCAACAGGGUUUAUGAAACAAAUGCACUGACGUGGCUUCUGCGUUAUAACCAUCGUGGCCUUCCAGAAAGCCUCCGGUGAGCAGCCUGCGUGGUGAGGACUCACGCGGCUGUGCUGUAGGGAGCCCUUUCCAGAUGCUUUUCUUGGGAAUGAAUUACACUGUGAUACUCUGCAGAGGCCCAGAACACCGCUGGGGCCGGGGAGGGGGAAAGGGAAGUGUGGCUGACACACAAUACCAAAUUUUAACUAGGAACACUUGGAAGUCUCAGAAGUGGCUUUGUGUCACGAAUUCAUCUUGAACUUUCUGCUUUGAGCUAGACCUGAAGUGAUGGGUGAGCAGUGGCUGGAAACGUGGUUUGUUGAUGGCUUUCAUUUGUCAUUAUCGUCGUCUCAGGCCUGUGUCCCUGGUGUUCUCUUCUCCCUGUUGCUUAGCGGAUUUGCCUACGUGUACGCUAGGCUUUUUUUCUGCAGGGUGGCCUUUAAAAACAACACAAAUCUGGUUUCAUCUGUGAACUUGCAGGAGUUUCUGCUGUCAGCAAGUGGUGGUUGUCAGAUUUUUCUUACAUACUUGGGCAGCCAGGAGAUCCUUAAUGAGAACAAAGAGCUUUAUGGCAUUCCUCUGUCGAAUGGAGCUUUGACCUGAGCGUACCAGCCAGGCCUGAGGCUCCCAGACAUGUUUAGCUCGUAUCCCAGUACCUGUGACACCAGCAGUAAGCGCUGCUCCACAGGGAUGUAGGAAGCAGCACGUGGCUGUUUGGGAACCCCUUGCUCAAGCAGCAUCAAAUAAUUCACUUGAGGCUCUGUUGAAAAUGAAUGAUUGAGGCAAGACUACAGCUUUAUGAUCUCUACUGUGGAGGUGGUGAGUUACCCCUGCUAAGUUUUAAUAUUCUCCUUUCAAUGAGCCCCUCGAAUCAGCCAAACCCCCUCUGUAACACUCAGACUGGUACAGGAGUACGGUGUCGUCGGGUCUUUCUCUCAAAGCCCUCAGAAAUGAGACCUGUUAGACCCGCUCCCAUCUGCAGCUGGUUCACUCAAAAGCAGCAACAAGAGUGAAGCUGCUGGCUCUCCCAUCCAGAGCAUCCUCAGGCUAACGGCCGGAUCUGCUUUGAUUCGCACCCAGGUCUCAGUGAGGUGGUCCUGGGAGCCAGGCCCGCUCUGGUGCACGGAUACCGGCGUUGAGCUGGCCGCCUUGGGUGAGCGAGAGCUGAAUUUGCACCCUUAGCCUGCAGGUUCACCUGCUGCCAGCUCCCUGCAGCAUCAGACAUCAGACAGUCAAUGUUAUCCCCUUCUGUAUUUACACUUUGUUUUAGAAAUAGUGCUAAUAGCUAGACGAAGUACUGCUGCUUUGCACCAAACUGGCUAAAGGCUCUAGUUUUAUGGCCACAUUUAGACUGCAUAUACAGAAUUUAUGCUAUAAAAGCUUUAGAGCAUCAGCCAAUUUGCUUCAACGCUCAGUUUUAUUCUUUGAUAAAGAGAUCUUCUGGAAUCUGCCCUUCUGCCAAAGCUGUACUGAAGCAUGUAUCGACAGUGCUGGAAUUUCCUGGGUCGCUAUCUCUGAACUGCUAGAAACAUAGCCUGACCCCAACUGAGAAAUACCUGUAAAACUCUUUUGUCAAGUUGGUCCAAGCCUGGUGAUUUAAAUCUCUUCAUUUCAAAGCCUAUCUCUGAGCGAAUGGCUACAUGCUGCUAAAUUAGAGAAUAAUUUAUUUAGGAGUAAGGUUUAUGUCAGAGAAAAUCUGGGCAGUGGUGAGUAUUUAAGGUUCGAAUAAAAUGUAAUUGAACGUGUCUUUAGCAAACACUGUCUAGAAGUUGUCAUCUGUUUUAACGUGCACGUGUGUCCUCUCUGCUGUCUGCACACGUCCUUUGCUCAGCCCUUAGCAAUCCCUUAUCCGCUUGCUCUCUGUGCUUACCUGGCCUCGGAAGUCGGAAUACUCCUAUUCAUGUUGGGGUGGCUUCUUGGCUGGAGUCGGGGAUAAAGGUAGCGCCAAAAGCUGUUUGGGUUUCCAGGGAGCCUUGUACUCUGGCCUGAAAUAAAGCACUUCGCUCUCUUCCCCCUCCUCGUCCUUCAGUGUUCCACGUACUAACGCACAUCAGCUUAGCAAAAUUAUUGCAGGAUGAAAAGUCCAUCUAUAGGGAAUAAAGCAAUGCUGGGAAGCUGCUUCGUAAAGAUGCCAGUGCCUGCGGGGACCCUCGUGGGUCUGCAGACCUGGUUUCUGGGUGUCUUCUGAGCCACUGUGGCCGUGCACCUCGCUGUUGGGUUCUGAGAUGUAUCCUUUUCCAUUAAGAUACUGAAGGAACUUGCCUGGUCUCUUGCUAAUCCUGUUCAUGAGUUCAGAGGUGAUGUUUAGUGAAAUAGCAAUAUCUGAAGGCGUCUGGGCGCAGAUAGCUCUGACAAGAGGAGGAAAUAGCUCCUGGUGCCGGUCCCUGGUGUGUUUGCCGCCUGCUGGACAAGGCUGCGCUGUGUUGUCCUGACAAUCUCUGCCUCGUUGCUACAUACGUUCAACUUUCUCCUUCCUCCAGGACUGUCCAUCUUGUACCUCCUAGAUGUGUUCCUUUCCUCCUGUCUCUGUCUCUCUGUUGGCCAACACCCUCGGCCCCACAGUGUGAAUGUUGGGGUUGAACAGUGCAGGGACAGGAGUUGGAUGUGAUGAUCCUUGUGGGUCCCUUCCAACUCAGAUCAUUCGAUGAUUCUCCUUCUGGCCAUCUCCCUUCCUCAAAAGCACCAAUAAUUAAGUGUAAUGCUGGACUCCCAGAUAAGUUCUCCUUAGAACGCUGUGCCCCCCGCCGGGGCUACAAGAAAGCUGGGGAGGGACUGUUUACAGACGCUUGUAGUGGUAGGAUGAGGGGCAACUGGUAUAAACUGGAGAGGGGCAGAUUUGGACUGGAAAUAAGGAGGAAUUUCUUCACUGUGAGGGUGGGGAGGCCCUGGCCCAGGUUGCCCAGGGAAGUCGUGGCUGCCCCAUCCCUGGAGGUGUUCAAGGCCAGGUUGGAUGGGCCUUGGGCAGCCUGAGCCAGUGGGAGGGGUCCCUGCCCAUCACAGGGGGGUUGGAACUGGAUGAUCUUUAAGGUUCCUUCCAACCCAAAGUAUUCUAUGCUUUAUGAAUAAAAGGAGGAACAGAUCCUAGAGGUUUCCUCACCAGACUUGGGCUUCUUGCCAAACAGCUCCCCAGAACUCUAACAUGAAUUCCAAGAGCAGAAAUCCAAAGGUAAUUUUGCCUGCCUCUCUCAGAAGUCGGCUUGGGAAUUGGGGUUGGUUUCGAGUACAUCAUUCCCUUCUGAAGCGUUCAAGAGAUUUCUCCCUGCACUGUAGAUGUAGCUUAGCCUGUGAUCCAAAUGCAUCGGGGUUUGGGUCACCCAUUGAGUGAUGCUUUUUAGCUGAGGAGUUUUACAGACUCACUUAAGGAACUUGAGGGAAUCAAUACUCAGGAAUCCUAAAGCUGGUUGCAUUUGUGUCAUUUACUCUUCUGGGCUGAACAUACUGUGGGUGUCCUCGCCGGUGGCUGAAGGGAGGAACGAUUGUGUCAUCAGAGAUCGGGAUGUGGUUCUGCCCAAAGUAAUACACACUUGAUUCUUUUUUUUUUGA
Cuculus canorus (common cuckoo) is the source of this 7813-nucleotide messenger RNA. It is a transcript of the gene DDI2, whose product is annotated as DNA damage inducible 1 homolog 2. Gene Ontology annotation, biological process: proteolysis. Gene Ontology annotation, molecular function: protein binding; aspartic-type endopeptidase activity. The record is from RefSeq and is a predicted model, not a curated record. Bases 58 to 3141 code for a protein of 1027 amino acids. The transcript is spliced from 9 exons. Lineage: Eukaryota; Metazoa; Chordata; Aves; Cuculiformes; Cuculidae.